Molecule: messenger RNA, 641 nt
Organism: Nicotiana tabacum (common tobacco)
Lineage: Eukaryota; Viridiplantae; Streptophyta; Magnoliopsida; Solanales; Solanaceae
Source: RefSeq, a predicted model, not a curated record
GUGAUUGAGCAUGUAGCAGAUCCUGCUGGAUUCUGCAAGUCACUAUCAGCAUUGACCAUCCCUGGUGGCGCUACUGUUAUAUCCACAAUUAAUCGUUCAAUGAGAGCAUAUGCAACAACGAUUGUUGCAGCAGAGUAUCUCCUGCAUUGGCUUCCUAAAGGGACGCAUCAAUGGUCAAGCUUUGUAACCCCAGAAGAACUAGUCCUCAUUCUUCAACGUGCUUCUAUAACUGUGCAAGAGAUGGCUGGAUUUGUAUACAACCCUUUGACAGGUCGUUGGUUUUUAUCUGAUGACAUCAGUGUUAAUUAUAUUGCUUUGGGAACAAAACCAGCCAAUAGCGAUGAAACUCUAGAUUAAGUUGCAAUAAAGUUGCCGAAUUAAUUCUGCUCUUAUCUCUUAAGCCAUCCUGCAAUUGUAUGUAAUCUCUUUUUUCCACUUUGUUGGAUGGUGAAUGCAAUGCCCAACCAUCUGUUCUCACAUUUUUUAUUUUCCCUUGGAGGGUUUGAGCUAUGUAAUUUUUCUUUUUGAAUACUCUGAAUUACUAGCAAAAAUCAUGGUAUUGGGAAAUACAUCAAGUUAUAGACAAAUUUCAAAACUGGGAAUAGUGUAAGGAGACUAAAGUCUGGCCACUUCUGUUACUA